AUGUCAACUAACAGACCCUCACGACACCAUGGCUUCCGUGGCUACGCUGCAGAUCACGAUCGUUUGAAACGAGCGUUAUUACUACCAGUUCAAUCUUGGGUUAAAAAAUGGCAAUAUCCAAAUGGUGGAAAAAACUUUGAGAUAUUAAAAUGGACCAAAUCCGAUAAGAAAUUGACCUUCGAUGACGCAGAUGAAAGUGGUAUUGUAGUAACGACUCGUCAACAAGUUAAUAGUGAG
Molecule: messenger RNA, 237 nt
Organism: Dentiscutata heterogama
Lineage: Eukaryota; Fungi; Glomeromycota; Glomeromycetes; Diversisporales; Gigasporaceae
Source: the annotation of a GenBank genome assembly